Messenger RNA from Musa acuminata AAA Group (dessert banana), 519 nucleotides. Its product is annotated as protein DMP6-like. Gene Ontology annotation, biological process: endomembrane system organization. Bases 1 to 519 code for a protein of 172 amino acids. The transcript has 2 exons. The record is from RefSeq and is a predicted model, not a curated record. NCBI's taxonomy places the organism in Eukaryota, Viridiplantae, Streptophyta, Magnoliopsida, Zingiberales, Musaceae.
AUGGCGGUGGAAGAGGAAGAAGAAGAUGAGGAUGAUCCAGGAGCUUAUAUGGUGCUAAGAUUCAUGGCCGUGGUGGAUAUAGCAGACUUUCACUCCAAAAGGAUUUGGAACACCUUCCUCGUCGCCCUCUGCGCCGCCUAUUGCGUCUCCUUCACGUUCACCAACAGCUACCGGGCAGCGUCGGGGCGGCUUUACUACGCCGUGGCGACGCUCAGGGGGAUAUGGGCGUUCAACGGGCGGCGCAAAGACCCGCCGGAACCCGGCACGUACCGCCUCACCUGGUCGGACCUCUUCCACGCGUCGCUGUCGCUGUCGCUGGUGGCGUUCCUCACGAUAGCGCUGCUUCAUGACGACGUGAUGCGAUGCUACCACAUCGACUUGCCGAGGAAGGUGACGAACACGGGGCCGCUGGUGAUCGGGUUCCUCUUCAGCGUCCUGUUCGUGGUGUUUCCUUCGACGAGGAGGGGAACCGGCUAUCGUUUCUUGUCGCAGGGCGAUGCCGUGUACUUGAGAAGCUAA